AUUCAGCAGCAGUGAGGUGGGUUGUUGAAUGGUCCCAGCAGUGCUGUGCUAAAUGAGACAGUUGUGUGAUAGUGUGGACUUUGUGUUGUCCGAAUACCGUAUUCAGCGUUCAUUUCGCUGUUUAAAUGAAUGCUGAGGCAAAGAGUUAGUGAGUAUUCACCUGUUACUCAAAUAGCGCUGUGACGGAGUUAGCCGUGUUAGCCCAGUAGGCUAACUGUCCAUUGGAAUCACAGCUUGUUAGCUGUGAGCUAACAGCUAACAGGAGUCACGGCUGCAGAAGCGCCGGGAGACAAGACAACUCUUAAGCAUGAACUGUCCUCCCUCCAAGCGCCUUCGAGGACUGAACCAUGAAGUUGUGACAGCAGUUGCCUUCGAUGACCCAUUUGGAGAUGACGAGGACUUCACUCAAGACGACUUGGAUGAGAUCGACGUCAUCGCCUCACAGGCCAUCACCUCGGCCACUGCAGGAACAGUACAUGGAUCUAAACCAGAACCAAAACAAACAGAGUCUGCCUGGCCAUCCCCAGUACAGAGCAAACCUCUGAGCAGAGCCACAACGAAGCAGAGCAGAGAGAACACGUUUGGAUUCAGUAGUAGCAACAGAGGGAAUGCUGGGAUACCAACCAGAGAACCUCUUGGUAACAGGCAGCAGCAGGUUGGGUUUGGCGGAGAGGACUCCUCCUACAGUCUGCUGGAGGCCCAGCAUGUCGAACUGAAGAGAAAGCUGAAGGAGGUGGAGGAGGAGAUUGUUUUGAAGAGCGGGGAGAUUCGUGUCCUCAGGGAUUCUCUGAAAGCAGCUCAGCAGGAGAAAGAGGCUCAGAGACAGAACCAUAUCCUGCUGGAGACUCAGAGACAGAGAGAUCAGAGUGACAAGGAGAAGGAGCUUAACAGGAAGGUUCAAUCUCUGCAGUCUGAGCUGCAGUUUAAAGAAGCAGAGAUGAAUGAAAUGAAAUCCAAACUGCACAGUUCAGAUAGAAACAAGACGGCCUCGCCUAUGUCGAGAAAAAGUCCUAAGGUGCUGAGCAGUCUCGCCCAGUUGCAUCAUGGGAGUGGCAACAGCUCGUCCUCUCCAACAGGAAAUGGUUUCAUCACCACAGAAACAUUUGGAGCCCAUUUCCCCUCCAGAAUGACACCAGUGAAGACGCCGAUGAAGACACGUAGAGACGCAGACCGAUUGUCCAGCAGCAGAUCUAGUGACAACAGACAAGAAAUGUCUCACCCAGACCCCUUCAUGUCCGUCAGGCCAGCACACCUGCAGCAUCGAGGUCAGUCAGUUGUUGCUGCGCCUCUUCAAAAAAGUGGCAUCCUACUGGGGUUGUUACUGCAGCCGCCUCUUUCUCCCAGCAGCCUCAGCCUCUCUCAUUUACUGUCUAUGACACUGACGGACAUCGACCAGUCAUCCAGUGGCCUGUCUGCAGGUUUUCUGCUCCACUCUGUUGCAAAAUCAAGUGUCCAGGAUGACGGCGGUCCCACAGCAGCUCUGAGUCCCCUCCAGAGUCUGGCUGUAACUGGACUGAACACACUCAGUCAAAGCCAAACAGCAACUGCAAUCAGCAGCAGAAACAACAGAUCAUGUCCUGGAGCAGUUCUUCUCCUUCCACUCCUGGACUUUCACCUGUCUCGUCUCUGCCGGGCUCUGGACUCACUCCAUUCCAGCUCAGCAGGCCGAGGAUCAGACUCUACAGCAGCCAGCUCGCUCCCUGCAGGCUGUGCUGCUCCUGCUGGUUUCAAUGUGGAGGACACUGGUCUGGCUUCUCUGCGACUUCUCUACCUGCUGUUGGCCCACAGUGAUGAGGUGGUGGAAACUGUCUUGUUGAAGGAGAAUCAGGGCACAUUCAAGACUGAGCCAUCAGCUGCCGAUGUGGGUCUUUGCUCCCAGAAUGCCUUGCUUCAGUCAGUGCUACGGCUGUGUGAAGCAGGAGCUGGUGGCAGCAGCAGCAGCAGCAGUAGCAGCAGCAGCAGCUCACAGAAGGAGGCACUUGUCCUCAGUGCCAUGAAGACACUGCGUGUCCUCAUUGAGAACACCCCACAAACUCACACUGACAGGUUGCAGUGUGUGUUGCAGGUGGUGUGUGCGUGUCUGUCUGCAGACAGCAGGUUGCAGAUGAUUUCAGAGUGUGUGUCCGUCCUCAUGUCACUGUCCGACCACCAGCCGCUGGCUCAACAGCUCUGCUCUCAGCACGACCCUUGUGUUUUCUUGAAAUUAUUGCAGCAUGUUAGAAUCCGACCAGACAACCAGGCAACACAAACAGACUGGACUCUGCUGGACCUGAAGGUUGUUCGUUUGUUGAGCAGACUUUUGACUCAGAGAGCAGAAAGCUGGACAACAAACCUGAACAGCAGCUGUCAGUGUUACACUGAGCUGGUUCAGACAGUGGUGAUCGUUUUCCAUCGUCAGUGGUUGGAUCUUCGUGGCUCUCAGGAGCCGACAGACUCGACAGACUCGCCCUCACCCCGACAACAAUGCACCUCCCGCUCGUUGCCGUGGUGCCGUGGCCCGGCGGCGUCUCUGCUCAGGGAGUGUUUGCUGCUGCUGCACUGGCUCCUGCUGCAUCACAGCAGCUUCUCCGAGAGCUGCAGGCCGCUGCUGCAUAUGUACGACCAGGUGAUCCCCGCUGUACGAGACACGCUGAGGAAGAUUCCUGAGCUGAGUGAGAGUGAAGAGCUGGCACUCGAGGAAAUCUGCCGCUCGGAGGGCGACUAUACUGAUGACAUGGAAACUGAUCAUGGUUCCUGACCAUCUGCAGAGGUGACCAAUGAGCAGACACGUGAUUUUCAGACUGACAAGAGAACAGAGAUUCUGUUUUAUUCAAAUACUUUGAAGACAAAUGAAGGAUUAGAGAGAAAACACUGCUCUUAACACGACUGGCAGUUGCAGAAUUUUAUCUGCCGUCGAGUGGUUUUUAACACAAAUAAGUCACAACGGUCAAAAAUAAAAACUGCUGCAGUCUGUGUCCAUGUCCA
This is a messenger RNA of Solea senegalensis (Senegalese sole), 2964 nucleotides long. Its product is annotated as ATR interacting protein. The coding region runs from base 308 to 2737 and encodes 809 amino acids. Lineage: Eukaryota; Metazoa; Chordata; Actinopteri; Pleuronectiformes; Soleidae. The record is from RefSeq and is a predicted model, not a curated record. The transcript has 18 exons. Gene Ontology annotation, biological process: DNA damage checkpoint signaling; DNA repair.